CUCUGUACCGGAAGCGCUGCUGUGACAUCACGGGGAAACUCAGCAGGGCGAGCAGAAAACAAACAUACCGAAACAUCUCUGUCACAACCAUCUUCAUUAUCAUAGAGUGACUGUUGCCAUCCGAUUGUAACGGGCUUCUUUAAACCGUCCGAUUAUUUCCGGUAAGUGUAGCGGCAGCUGAAGUGUUGCUGAUAUCACAGCCUCAUGAACAAACUCAUAAUUACUAAUAAACAUAGGCCACUACAGCUAGAUGUUAACAUUAUGUACAAAUAUAAAGGUAAGAGACAUGGUGUCUGUCAGUCACAGUUUGUCUGUUUAUUUUGAGGAUACUUAAUAUUGCCCUUAAAAAUUGUAUUGUUUUUAUUUGUUCUCAUUAUAGUAAACAUAUGAUUUUGACCUAGUUCUUGUUUCUCUUUGUGACAGACAGGACUUUGUUUCCUGUGUCAAAGUAUGUCUUCUUCCUGUUGUCAUUGUGGUGUGAUAUAUAUUCUUGUCAUAUUUACGUUCCAUGAUGAAUAAUAGCAGUUGAUGACUCACACAGGGUGGGGAAAGCUGUUUUUGUGUGUGUGUAUUUACUAAUUUCUCUCCCUGUUCUUUCAUUUAGCAUCAGUGUGGAACUUCGCACAAAAAUGUGAGCAGGUUCACUUUCUGUUUGCAUUUUUAUAUCAAGAUGGCUGAUGAUUUGGUCUCCUGUGCGGCUGGAGCGCGAGGAGCCGUUCACUCCGCUCAGCCCUGUGCCAAGCAGAAAUACCGCAGUAAUGCCCAUUCACAGGGACUGUUAGACGGGCUUCUGAUGCUGCGACAAGGAGGGAUUCUGUUUGAUGUGGUGCUCUUGGUAGAAGGAAAGGCCAUUCAGGCUCACCGCAUUCUCCUGGCGGCCUCGUGUGACUACUUCAGGGGUAUGUUUGCCGGAGGUUUGCGGGAGAUGCAGCAGACUGAGAUCCCCGUCCAUGGAGUCACAUACAUGGCGAUGACCAAACUGCUGGACUUCAUCUACACCUCUGAGCUGGAGCUGGACCUGGACACGGUACAGGAAGUGCUGUGCGCGGCCACUCUGCUGCAGGUCCAAGAUGUGAUCGGCUUCUGCUGCGACUUCCUGUUCUCCUGGCUGGAUGAUGACAACAUCCUGGAGGUGGAAAAGCUAGCUGACAUCUACGGGCUCGACCAGCUCGGCGAAAAAAUUCGCUCAUAUCUACUCAAGAACAUCCAGACCUUCUCACGUACGCCGGUGUAUCGAAAGCUUCCUCCAGAAAAGAUCCUGAGUGUCCUUUCCAGCAACGAUCUGGAGGUGAACUCAGAGAACGAGGUGUUCGAAGCAGCCCUGCACUACCAUUAUACUCCUGAACAGGUGGAGAAGGAUGAUGUUUGCUUACAGGAUCCGUUGUGGAUGUUGGAAGCGGUGCGGUUCUGUCUGAUGGAGAAGCACGUGUUGCAGCGCUUGCACAGCCGGUUAAAACAGUGUCCGCUGCGGGACUCAGUGGCCGCUGCUCUGCGUUACCACAGUCAGGAGCUGUGGCAGCCGGUGAUGCAAACCCCACUCACUCAGCCUCGCUGCAGCUCCCAGUGCAUUGUGGGAUUCGGUGGCAUGUUUUCAUCCAGCACACUGGUGGACAAUGAAGAGCGCUUCCAGGUGUUCCACCCCUCCUGGGGUGAGUGGCGUAGUCUGGCUGCAGAUCGUGCUCCUCGCAUGUCCAACAUGGGCAUCGCGGUGCUCAAUAACUUUGUGUACUUGAUUGGUGGAGACAAAAACACCAGUGGCUUCCGUGCUGAAGCUCGAUGCUGGAGGUACGAUCCCCGCCACAACACCUGGUGUACUAUCGAGCCUUUACGGCAGCAGCACGCGGAUCAUUGCGUCUGUGUGGUUGACAAAUAUAUCUACACCAUUGGAGGACGAGACUACACCAAUGAACUGGACUGUGUGGAGCGCUACAACCCACAAACCAACACCUGGGAAUAUGUGGCACCGCUGAAACGAGAGGUAUAUGCCCACGCUGGUGCAGUGAUUGAUGGGAAGAUCUACAUAGCAUGUGGCCGGCGGGGAAUGGCAUAUCUGAAGGAGACCUACUGUUAUGAUCCCAGCGGCAAUCACUGGAGCAUGUGUGCCGAGGGUCCGGUGGAGCGCGCCUGGCACGGCAUGGCAGCACUUAACGGCCGAGCUUACGUCAUUGGAGGCAGCAACGAUGGUUGCGGUUACCGGCGAGACGUCCUCAAGGUGGCGUGCUAUAACCCAAUAGCAGAUGUGUGGUCUGUGGUGAGCCCGCUGCCAGCUGGACACGGAGAGCCAGGUAUGGCCGUCCUGGAUGGGUGCAUCUACAUCCUGGGAGGAAGGUCGCAUGAUAAGGGCAGUCGAAUGAAGUACGUUCACAUUUAUAACGCAGAGGAGGACAGAUGGGGGAGCGGGACAGCCCUCGAGGACCGCGUAUCUGGGCUUUCAGCAUGUGUCCUGCUUUUGCCACAAGCAGCCAUGGCUCAGGCGCGCAGCUGGGAGCAAAGGGCUAAAGCAUCAUGGGAAGAUGUGGACUGGGAUGACUCGGACAACUCAAGCGAGGACUGAAGGUGUUAGCGCUGCUCAGGUGGGGCAUAAAAUUGCAAAAGUGAGGGAAUUGAACUUUAUUAAAUUGAGCACUUGUACGAAAUUCCAUAAUUCUUUACUAGACUGAGUUUUGGGAGCGUCCUUGUUGUGCCUGUCUGUAAGAAACUGAAGGUAAGUUGGAAGUGUUCUGGUUUAGAUAAUUUCCAAAUUACACUCCUUUAUGCUUGUGUGUUAAUUUCACUUACUCUUUUAGGUUGAUGUGCCAUUUUCUAUUGUUUUACGCCCAAAACUUCAUUCAGAACUAUGAGAAACUGUUGGAGAUGCUAACACUGUACAUGCACUUUACAAAUAAGGUUUGAUUUUGUUUAUAAUGAUGGUGCCUUUAUUUUACAGAUGUGUUUUGGUAAGUCCAAUGCCUUUUUAUUAAUAGAUUUGAAUUAAGUGCAAUAACAAUUUUCAAAAGAGUAAAGGAAAGGGUGAGGAAAGUGGUAAACAGGAUGCUCUAGUGCAGGGGUCGGCAACCUUACACACAUGUACUAACAUUAGCGGAGUAAAUAUUGGCACAAAAAAACAGUAAUAUUGUGAAAUGUUUUUACAAUUUAAAAGAGCUGUUUUCUUUUUGAAUAUAUUUUAGAAGGUAAUUUAUUCUUGUGAUCCAAGCUGUAUUUUCAGCAUCAUUACUCCAGUCUUCAGUGUCACAUGAUCCUUCAGAAAUCAUUAUAUUAUGCUUAAUCAUUAUAUUUGCUGCUCAAGAAACAUUACUUAUUAUUAUCAAUGUUGAAAACAGUUGUGUUGCUUAAUAUUUGUUUUAAUUCAAAAGUUUGGGGUAAAUAAUAUUUAAAGAAAAUAAAUAAUACUUUUAUUAAUCGGGCACACAUUAAAUUGAUGAUAAACUGACAGUAAAGGCAUUUAUAAUGUUACAAAAUAUUUCUAUUUAAAAUAAAUACUAUUCACUGUUCAUCAAGAAUCCUGAAAAAAAAGUAUUGAUGUUUUAAGCAGCACCAUUGUUUUCAACAUUGAUUAAAAAAAUAAAAAAAUAAAAAAGAACCAUAAUUAACAGGUGAGCAUCAACAAUAACUGGCUAUAACAGAAGUCAGAAAGUGCUUUAUUACCAAGUAUGAUUACACACACAAGGAAUUUGACUUGGUGACGGGAGCUUCCAGUACAGAAGAAAGUACAGACAUAGUGCAGACAUACAUGGAAUAUAACACUAAUAUAGGAAAUUAAAUAAUGCAUCAUAUACAGCAGUAGAAAUAUAGAGGACAAAAAUUCUUCUAAACAUAAAUGAAUGUACAGAUAUGUUAUUUACAAGUGUACAGUUUAUGUAAUUUACAAAUGUGCAAUUUCCAGAUGUUAUGCGUAAAUGUGUCACUUAUGAUGGACAAUGUAUAGUUAUGAAAGUUUUAAUUGUUCAGGCUGAAUAUAGCCUGUGGGGAAAAAACUGUUCUUGUGCCUGGCUGUUCUGGUGAUCGGUGCUCUGUGUAGCGUCGACCAGAAGGCAACAGUUGGAAGAGAGAGUGAGCUGGGUGUGUGGGGUCCAGAGUGAUUUUCUUAGCCCUUAUCCUCACUCUAGAGAUGUAAAGAUCUUGGAGGUUGGGCAGAGGGGCACCGAUAAUCCUUUCAGCAGUCCUGACUGUCCGCUGUAGUCUCUUGAUGUCUGAUUUGGUAGCUGGACCAAACCAGACAGUUAUGAAUGAACACAGGACAGACUCGAUGGCCGAGUAGAACUGUUUCAGCAGCUCCUGUGGCAGGUUGAACUUCCUCAGCUAGUGAAGGAAAUACAGCCUCUGCUGGGCAUUUUUGCAUUUUGGAGUCGAUGUGAAUGUCUCAUUUCAAGUCCUGAGAGAUGGUGGUGCCCAGGAACCGGAACGACUCUACUGCAGCCACAGUGCUGUUCAUGAUGGUGAGUGGGGGGAGUGCAGGAGGCUUUCUCCUGAAGUCACGAUCGUCUUUGCUGUCUGUGGGAGGGUCAGACAGCUCUUAGAAUUCAUCAAACAUAUUUUAAUUUGUGUUCCGAAGAUGAACGGAGGUCGUACGGGUUUAGAACGACAUGAGGGUGAGUAAUUCAUGACAGAAUUUUCAUUUUUGGGUGAACUAACCCUUUAACCUCCUGUCUAAGCAGACUCAUCGCCACCGUGUAUGAGGCCGAUGACGGUAGUGUCAUCUUUAAAUUUCUAUGACAGAGGGGUCUUUUGCAGUGCAUCCGUUCGUAACUGAGCAGCAAAUCAGCAUAUUAGAAUGAUUUUUGAAGGAUCAUGUGACACUGAAGACUGGAGUAAUGAUGCUGGAAAUUCAGCUUUGAUCACAGGAUUCAAUUGCAUUUUUAAAUAGGGUAAAAAAUUAAGCUCACCAAAAAUCUACAUUGAGACGUUUUUAGUGCACAAGAUGUUGGUUUCAGUACAAAAAGUUAUGUUAAAAUAAAAUAUUAAUCUCUCACAACAAAAUGUUGAAUAUUAUUUGAAAUGACAAAAGCAUUUCAAUUAAGAUAUACAUCAUUAAAUUCAAAAAGUCUGGCUGUGCUUAAUGGGUACAUUUUUGUACACCCUUGUUGUUCCCAAUAAGCUCACAUCAUGUUUUAUUACAAAUUCUUGUUUAUUUUAUGGAAACUUUUUAAAGAAUAAUUGUAAAAAUAUAUUUUUUGAAGGUACAAAGUCAAUCACAAAAAAACAGCACUAAAAUCUAGCAACAAGGCAUUCAAGUCGAUCAGUUAUAUAUUCAUAAUGAAGUGUCAUCUAAGCCCAUUACAACACGUUCAGCUAAGUAACACAAUCAAAUAAAACAAACCAAUAAAACAUUUAAUUCAUGGGGAUGAACACAGAAACUAGCCUCAUUAUGAAACCUCUUUUUAAAUGGAUGUAAACUUAUCUAUAGUCUCUUAAGGCUGAAUGGACUACAUGAUUUUUGCCCCGAUUUUCCACAGAUUUACAGUCUGGAGAAGUUGAUGCUAUAGCCAAAGAUCAGAGCCAGUCUGCAGAUUUGAGUCGACAGAAUCCAUAGAAAAUCGAUUAACUUAAAGUGACAACCAUCAAGUCAAGUCUGUUUAUGAAGUAUUUACAGACGUUCAAUGUGGAAGAGCUUAAAGAGCACACUGAGCUUAAUUAAAGCAGCAACAAUUUUUAAUAAAUUUCAUGUAAUAUUUAUUAAAAUGCUAGGAUUUUGCUAAAUAAAUAAUCUAGGUCAUGUAUUAAGUUCAUACAUAUUUUAAUAUGAACAACUAUUAUUAACAAUAUCUAUGAAAUUAUACUUUUUCUUCAAGAUGUCACACUGAAGCUGUGAUUUUCAUAGUAGUGCACCCUUUAAGCUCAGCUUACAAUAAUAUGACAUCUUUAAAAAUUACAGCACUGUAAAACCACAGACCAGCAAUAAACUGUCAAUUUAUAAUAUUAUGGAUGUGAAAGUACAAGCCAGUAAUGCCUGUGAAGUAAUAUAUUAGCGUAGCACACAAUCUUAUACAGCUAGUCAGCUAUCUGUGUUCUGUAGCAUCUGCGCUGUGUUAAUAAAACUAUCUUUUGGAUCUGAUGUAAUUAUUUCCCACAUCCAAGUUCCAGGUUAUAAUAUGCAAAAGUCUGAACAUUAAUCUCUUAAUUUUGCAGUAAGUAGUGAAACUCACCCAAAAUAAAGGAUUAAACAUCUAAAAAAAACACACAUUUAAGGAAUGACUCUUUUGGUGAAAGUUUUUAGACGGCUUUCAAAAUGGCCGCCAGACAGUGUGAACACAUGGAGACUCAUAUCUCGGCGUGCGAUGAUCUGAUUGACUUGAAAUUAUAGGAGGUGUAUAGUAACAAACACAUCAAUUGGUUAAGACAUCAAGUAGGAUAAUAAAUAUUUUUUUCUUUUUAUAAUCUGAGCUCAAAAAUGGAAGUGUGCUUAAUGGGAACGUGAGCUUAAUAGGUAUGUCUACCCUAUAUUUAAAUAGAAAACAUUUAUUUUACAUUAAUGUUGUUUUUACUGUGCUUUUGAUCAAAUAAAUGCAGCUUUGGUGAGCAGAAGAGACUAAUUUAAAAA
This is a messenger RNA of Onychostoma macrolepis, 6538 nucleotides long. RefSeq names its product kelch-like family member 22 (gene klhl22). The transcript has 7 exons. Gene Ontology annotation, biological process: proteasome-mediated ubiquitin-dependent protein catabolic process; protein monoubiquitination; positive regulation of TORC1 signaling. NCBI's taxonomy places the organism in Eukaryota, Metazoa, Chordata, Actinopteri, Cypriniformes, Cyprinidae. Bases 671 to 2554 code for a protein of 627 amino acids. Gene Ontology annotation, cellular component: mitotic spindle; cytosol; polar microtubule. Gene Ontology annotation, molecular function: protein binding. The record is from RefSeq and is a predicted model, not a curated record.